Etheostoma spectabile (orangethroat darter) is the source of this 1539-nucleotide messenger RNA. It is a transcript of the gene atg4b, whose product is annotated as autophagy related 4B, cysteine peptidase. Gene Ontology annotation, molecular function: cysteine-type endopeptidase activity; protein-phosphatidylethanolamide deconjugating activity. NCBI's taxonomy places the organism in Eukaryota, Metazoa, Chordata, Actinopteri, Perciformes, Percidae. The record is from RefSeq and is a predicted model, not a curated record. Gene Ontology annotation, biological process: C-terminal protein lipidation; protein processing; protein delipidation. Bases 1 to 936 code for a protein of 311 amino acids. The transcript has 10 exons. Gene Ontology annotation, cellular component: cytoplasm.
AUGAUCCUAGGCGAGGCCUUGGUGUGUAGGCAUGUAGGCAGGGACUGGAGAUGGGCCAGAGGCCAGAAACAAAGAGAAGAGUACAUCAGUAUUCUCAACGCUUUCAUUGACAAAAAAGACAGCUAUUAUUCCAUCCAUCAAAUUGCCCAAAUGGGAGUUGGAGAGGGAAAGCCUAUAGGCCAGUGGUAUGGACCGAACACAGUUGCCCAGGUUUUAAAGAAGCUGGCAGUGUUUGAUACGUGGAGCAGAUUAGUCGUACACGUGGCGAUGGACAACACUGUGGUCAUCGAGGAGAUCAAGCGUCUCUGUAUGCCCUGGCUGGACGCUGCAGGAGCCUGUGGUGGAGCGGGCGAGCUCAACGGCUGCCUGGAGGGGGCGUGCGCCCUGGCCGAGGAGGAGACGGCUCUCUGGAAACCUCUGGUCCUGCUCAUCCCCCUCAGGCUGGGCCUGAGUGAUAUAAAUGAGGCCUACAUCGAAACCCUCAAGCAAUGCUUCAUGCUGCCUCAGUCCCUGGGUGUUAUUGGGGGGAAACCCAACAGUGCCCAUUACUUCAUUGGUUAUGUCGGAGAGGAACUCAUCUAUUUAGACCCACACACCACGCAGCCUGCAGUGGAUCCAUGUGAAGAUGGCCAAGUCCCUGAUGAGACGUACCAUUGUCAGCACCCCCCCUGCCGCAUGCACAUCUGUGAAUUGGACCCAUCCAUCGCAGCGGGUUUCUUCUGCAGAACAGAGGACGAGUUUGACGACUGGUGUAUGCGCAUAAGAAGGCUGUCAUGCAACAGAGGGGGCCUGCCCAUGUUUGAGCUAGUAGACAGUCAGCCCUCACACAUGGUCAGCGUGGAUGCCCUCAACCUUACUCCUGAUUUCUCGGACUCGGACAGGUUGGAGCGGUUCUUUGAUUCAGAAGAUGAAGAAUUCGAGAUCCUUUCCCUCUGAGGAACUUAUGAACAAUGAUUUGCUGUUCUGGACAGUUUGGGAGAGAUUGUCUCUUCUCUGUACCUGAAGGGAAGCCUGAGGGGAUGAACAUUAACUGGAGACUUCUUGAGCCAGUCCAGCUCCAAUGGUGUAGUCAGUGUGUCACAGCGUUCUUCUCAACAAUGCUCUCUGUAUCCUACAUUGAGACUGCCUGGUGGAAGCUGUAGCAGGAGCUCAGGAUACAUUCUGUAUGCACAUCUUCACAUACAUGCGUUUCCAUUUGAGUCUUAACACUUUAAAUGUUUUUUCUGAAGUGAUAUGGUGCCUUUCCCUGACUCCAUAAGUAAAAUUGCCAUAACAUUUUUAUGUUGUAUAGAAACACAAUGGUUUAUGAUGCCCAUGGCUUAUGCGGUUUGUCACUAAUAACUCAAGUCUGUAAACAGCCUGUAAUGAAACCUAAUUAAGUCAAAUCUGCAGACAAGUUCAAUCAAUUGUUCAUGCAAAGUAUCCUUGCCAAGUUUUAAUUUGAAGAGUAUUUAUUUAAUCAACAAAGUAAAUAGACAGGUGAAAGAUCAAUACACAUGUAAGAGGAUUAAAAACAAAUAAAGUCAGAAUCUGGUAUUU